GUGGCGGGAGACCCCCACGAGCCCUAGCCGGUGUUCUUCGUGCCCCGCCAUGGGCGACGCGCAUCAGUUCAACAACAUCCUCCUCGGAGGCCGCGGUGGAGCGAAUCCCGGGCAGCUCAAGAUCAGCUCCAAAGGCUUCUCCUGGCGGAAAUCCGGCGGAGGCAAAGUGGUAGAUGUGGCCAAGGACGAUGUCAAGAGCGUGAGUUGGACGAGGGUUUCUAGGAGCUACCAGAUGAGCAUUAGGCUCAAGGCCGGCUCCAAUGUGAAGUUUACUGGGUUUCGCGAGCAGGACGUUUCUAGCUUGAACACCUUCAUAACCUCGAAUAUUGGAGUUACUCCUCAGGAUAAGCCUUUGGCUGUGAGUGGACGUAACUGGGGAGAAGCUGAACUGGAAGGAAACACUCUAUCGUUCGUCGUCGGAGGAAAGCCGGCGUUUGAGAUAUGCGUUGCCGAUAUCUCCAACACACAAGUGCAGGGAAAGAAUGACGUUCAGAUGGAGUUUCAUGUGGAUGACACAGCCAAUGAGAAAGACACUUUGAUGGAGAUGAGUUUUCACGUUCCAAGUACUAAUACCACGUUUGUUGGUGACGAGGAACGUGCAUCUGCGCAGGUCUUUUGCGAUAAGAUUCUUUCGAUGGCGGAUGUUGGUCCAGCUGGUGGAGAAGCCGUCGCGGCAUUUGAAACUGUCAAUGUUCUCACUCCAAGGGGUCGAUACCUCGUGGAGCUGCACUUGUCAUUCUUGCGGCUUUUCGGAGCAAGUGACUUCAAGAUCCAAUACACCAGUGUUGCUCGUCUGUUUGUUCUUCCAAGGUCUGCUCAAUCUUCCACAUAUGUUGUGAUUACACUGGACCCUCCCAUCCGCAAAGGUCAGACGUUCUAUCCGCACAUAGUUUUUCAGUAUCCGUCUGAGGAGAUAACGGAGCUUACGCCCUUGAUCAGUGACGAGCUGUUAAAUACCAAGUAUAAAGACAGGCUGGCACCUCAAUAUAAGGGGCUGUCAUAUGAAGUUUUUGUGGAGAUUCUGAGGGGACUUUCGGGCGCUGGAAUCACUAAACCUGGUACCAAGUUCCGCAGUAGUCAAGAAGGCUACGCAGUUCGGGCAGCCUUGAAAGCGGAAGAAGGCCUUCUUUAUCCUCUGGAGAAGAGCUUUUUCUUUUUGCCUAAGCCACCGACACUUAUAGUUUAUGAAGAAAUAGAUUACGUGGAGUUUGAAAGACAUGGAGCCGCAGGAACGAGCAGUAUGUCAUCCAAGAACUUUGAUUUGAUAUUACGUUUAAAAACUGAUCAAGAACAUCUGUUUCGUAACAUCUCGCGAAACGAAUAUCACAGUCUUUUCAAAUUUAUCAGUGAGAAGGGCUUGAAAAUUUUGAACUUCCAAACACAAGGAUCAAGUGCUGUUGCGGAGGCGCUUCAAGGUUCUGAUGACGAAGGUGUCGAUCCGCAUCUUGAACGGAUAAGAAUAGCGCGUGCAACGGGAGACGAGGGAGAUAGUGACGAAGAGGACGAAGACUUUGUCGCCGAUAAGGAUGAUGAAGGAUCUCCGACAGAUGAUUCCGGUGAAGAGGAAGAACCCGAUGCAAGUGACAGUGGUGGGGAGCAGCAAGAUGAGAGACCUGUCAAAAAGGAUAAGAAGAAAGUCGAAGCGUCUCAAAAGCCAGCAGCGACCAAAAAGAAAAAGAAAGAUGAAGAAGGUGACGGGGACAAGAAGAAGAAGAGACGAAAAAAGGAUCCUAACGCUCCUAAAAGAGCGCUUAGUGGCUUCAUGUACUUUUCACUGGCAGAGAGAGAGAAUCUAAAGAAAAGCACACCAGGGAUUUCUUUCAAGGAUGUGGCGAAAACGCUUGGCGAGCGUUGGAAGGCGAUGAGCAAGGAUGAGAAAGAGCCAUUCGAAUCUCAGGCUCGUGUUGACAAGGAACGGUACACCAAGCAAAUGCAGGGGUACAACAAGGGUAACGCUGGUGGCUCGACUGCCGAUGACGAAAGCUCCGACUGGAUAUUUGCUAGGAAAUAUGAAAAGAGAAGCGCUCCAGUUGCCAAAAAUCCUAUCCACCAGGCUUGCUCAGGGAUCCCACUGAAGAACACUCGCUCGCACACUGCCACGAGUCGUCUAGUAGUACCGGAGGAACGGCGGCUGUGCAAGAGCGUGAGCGAGAAUGCUGCUGGUACCUGGAAUCACCGGAGGAAAAAACACUGGAUCACGACCGAGGAGGACAGCUCCAACACUCACGGAGGCCGGGUACGAGACUUUGAUCUCAUAGUCGUGAGCAGGAUCCAGGCCUCGGACUUGAUACACGGCGCUACCCAUCGCCGCCAGGGGUUAGGGUUUCGCCAUGCGGAACCUGUGUCGCGGCCAUGGGCGGUACCGGCUCUGGGGCAUGGGCGUGAAGCUGCGACGGCCAGGGGCGAUUGGAGGCCGGUAUGUGUAGAUCUGCCACCAGCUGAGCGAAUUCCAGGACAGGUUUCUCUUGCUCGUCAAGAUGAUUGCCGGGAGAGCUCAGGAAUCCAGUGGGGCAAUUGUAUUGGUUCUGCUACCUGUGCUGGCCGUGGAGGAUGGUGUAUAAAUUCUAGGGGGGAGUGGCUGGAAUUGCUUGGUGGUGGCGUGGCCAUGGAAGACAAGAGGCAGUACCCGGCAUUGGCCAGUGACUAUCAGCUUCUCGAGGAGGUAGGGCAGGGAGUGAGCGCCACGGUCUAUCGCGCGAUGUGCAUCAGCUUCAAAGAGAUUGUGGCCAUCAAGAGCCUCGACUUGGAGAAAUGUAGUUCCAAUCUGGAUGAAAUCCGGAAAGAGGCCAAGACCAUGAGCCUGAUAAACCAUCCAAAUGUCGUGAGAGCGUACUGCUCGUUCGUGGUGGAGCACAGCCUCUGGGUGGUCAUGCCUUACAUGGCUGGCGGCUCGUGCCUUCACAUCAUGAAAGCAGCGUACCCGGAUGGCUUUGAGGAGGCUGUCAUCGCGACGGUCUUGAAGGACACUCUAAAAGCUCUCGAGUACUUGCAUCGUCACGGGCAUAUUCACCGUGACGUGAAGGCAGGGAAUAUAUUGAUCGACAGCAAUGGCGCCAUAAAACUAGGGGACUUUGGUGUUUCGGCCUGCCUUUUCGAUACCGGGGAUCGUCAACGAUCCCGAAAUACGUUUGUGGGGACCCCUUGUUGGAUGGCUCCAGAAGUCAUGGAGCAGAUACACGGUUAUGAUUUUAAGGCUGAUAUCUGGUCCUUCGGGAUCACUGCGUUGGAGUUGGCUCACGGGCAUGCACCGUUUUCGAAAUAUCCUCCGAUGAAGGUUUUACUAAUGACGCUGCAAAAUGCGCCUCCUGGUCUUGAUUAUGAACGUGAUCGACGUUUUUCUAAGUCUUUCAAGGAGAUGAUUGCAAUGUGCUUGGUGAAAGAUCCAACUAAACGGCCUACUGCGGAGAAGCUGUUGAAGCACUCGUUUUUUAAAGGUGCAAAGUCUACUGAAUAUUUGGUUCGGCAUGUGUUGGAAGGACUACCUCCAUUAUGGGAACGAGUGAGAACUCUCAAGAUAAAUGACGCUGCUCGACUUGCGCAAAAGAAAAUUCCAUAUGGCGAGCAGGAAGAACAAUCACAGAAAGAGUAUAAACGAGGUGUGAGCAGCUGGAAUUUUGAUGUCGAGGAUUUGAAGGCUCAGGCCGCGCUGAUUCAAGACGACGACGACGUGUAUCCUGAAAAGAACGAUGAAAAUUCUUCUUUUUUCAAAGAAAGCCCCGAGAUUGUUGAACUGCCUGAUCACGAACGCGCUCAAUCACCACCAUCCAAACCCGAAAGUGCAACCGAUGCUGCCGAUCGUUCAACAGCUCGGGGACGGUUAAUCAUUCCUUCAAAGUUUAAUGGGAAGCAAGGGCUAGCCGCUGGGAGAAAGGAACCCAAGCACAUUGGGCGAUUCGACGUUUUCGAAGAUGACCUGGAAAUGGAGAGCCCUGGAUGGCAUGAAGGCAUGAAGGUGAAGGUGGACGAAAGCGAGUCACGGAGGGAAGAGAAAGAGUCACGCAAGAUCGACGAGAAGGAUGACAAAGAGAGAAGGCGACUCGAUGGUGAAGAACAUCGGAAGUCUGCUAGCGGUCCUUUGCUACCUGAUCGCGUUCUUGCGUGUUUUCGAGAAGAAAAAGAAAGGUUGUCCGUCCGUGGUAUUGAUGAUCUAGUGCGAACCCGCUCAUCAUUCAGUGGGCCUUUGCCUUGUGGAUUUGCAAAUGGUUCUCCAGGACCUUCAAGAGCUUCAGCAGGUAGCAAAGAGGCCUCAGAGGAAAAAUCAAAGGGAACGCUUGUGAAAGGCAGAUUUCGGGUGACAUCAGGGGAUACUGGUGUUGUGGAGGAUCACUCCAGCAAUCGGAGGAUAGCAAGUAUGCAGCAAUUUCCAACGUCAUCGUCCCAACCUGUGGUCGCAAAUGGAGUUGCAAGCAUUCCUGUGGCUGCUAUUAUGCCUCAACUCCAAACUCUUCUUCAUCAAAACGCUACACAACAGGACAUUUUGAUGAGUCUUUUGAGUACUGUAAAUCCAGGAGAGGUCCCGGCCGCUGCACGGAUGAUGUUUACAAAUCAACGAAACUUCUACCGUGGUGACGAUAUGGCCGACCCUCCUACAGAAAAAGAGCGCGAACUGCUUCAGCAACUCAACGAUUUGCAAUCUAGAGUGGGAUUAUUGGCGGAAGAAUUGCAGAUUGUAAAAUUACGGAAUGUACAGCUAGAACGCCAAUUGAACGCUAUAUUUAAUAAGGAGGAGGAGGAAAGAAUACGUAGGGAGGAGGCAGCGAAGGAUGAUGGAUAGAGUGGAGAUGCUUGUUGUGUUCCGUUUGAUUGGAAAACUUCUCUGGUGGCUUAACAAUGGGUGAGUUGCUAUUCGACUCACGCUGGUUAGGACAUCUUUCGCAGGUGAGAACCUGGUUGUGAAUAUUAUAAACCUGUGUACAAGCGAGGCGAAAAAGAUAUUUGUGGAAAUUUGAGUUGUCCACGAAUGAUAAAGAGUUCGGAGCAGGAAAGAAAGAAUGUCUUCAGUUUCGCUCAUUCAUUUAUUAGAAAAAAUUAAUUCUAGUUUGCGAUUAAUCAU
Selaginella moellendorffii is the source of this 5053-nucleotide messenger RNA. RefSeq lists its product as uncharacterized. Gene Ontology annotation, biological process: protein phosphorylation. Lineage: Eukaryota; Viridiplantae; Streptophyta; Lycopodiopsida; Selaginellales; Selaginellaceae. The record is from RefSeq and is a predicted model, not a curated record. Gene Ontology annotation, molecular function: DNA binding; protein serine/threonine kinase activator activity; ATP binding. The transcript has 41 exons. The coding region runs from base 50 to 4774 and encodes 1574 amino acids. Gene Ontology annotation, cellular component: nucleus.